AUGCGACUGAACUUUCUUCAAGGUCCCCCCGAGGGCAUCAUCCCCAUGGUCCUGACAUCUGCCACUCAGGAGCAUUUUGGUUGCGUUGCUGAUGAGGAUGUCACAGUGGAGAACCCCUACAAGCUGCUGCAAAAAGAUGACAUCUUAGAGGACAUGAAGACAAAAGCAGCAGUGUCAGAUUUCAGCCCUGUGAAGCAGCUUAUUCUGGAUUAUCCAGAAAGUGAGCUUUUGCUCGUUUAUGAUAGGGACUUCACCUACGGCCAAUUGUUUUAUCUGGUUGUAACACCAGAGGUGAAGGAAAGAAUCCUCAAUCCUCCUGAAACCGAAUCUAAAGAAAAUGUAAUAGAGGAAAUCAAGACUCCAGAACCAAGGGAAUGGAUAUCUCUUGGAAGUGAAAAAGAAAUUGAAGAAGAAACUAUGAAAGAGACAAGAGGAAAGCUAAAGUACAAGUUCUCCAGAGUUCGGACAAAGUUUGGGAAACCAGUGUCUCUUUCGGACCGGAAUGUUAUGGAUGCCAAAGAUGGCUGCGUGGAAUGUGCGUCCUACCAAGACAGGCGAUUCAACAUUAAGCUGUUAGAGAGGGAUUGCAGCGUGCAGGCUAUUCCAUUACUCCAGAGCAGCAGUGCCCAGACACAGUGGAAGUUUAUGAGAAAUAACUGUACACAGUACACCCCAGGAGUAUUAAGCAAAGAGGAAGAGACGGCCCCGAGGCCAAGCCUAAGUGAUUUCUGUAAUUCUGUGACAAACAGGGUACUGCAUGCCCUUCAGCAAGAGGAGAUUAUGAAUGUGUUCAAAGAUGACUGGAUGGCACUGGGAACAGAAACCGAUGAUUUAGACUGGUCUGGGAAGGUGUCAGAUGUUUUGAUGCUGAAUCAGGCCUUUUCUGAUCCAACUUACUCUCAGGACAUGGAAAUCAGCUGCAUGCACUGGCAUCCCACCAUCAACAGUGUGAUUGCUGUGGCUAUGACAGAAAAGAAGACGCAGCAGUCCAUCGGGUCCACUGGGCCGCUCAUCGUUUUUUAUUCCUUCUCUGAUCCUACUCAUGCCAAGGUACUGCUGGAAUGCCCAGAUGAAAUACUCGCGUUUGAGUUCUGCCCUUCCGAUCCAAAUAUUCUUGUUGGCGGCUGCAUCAAUGGCCAGGUCGUUUUGUGGGAAAUAUCUACUCACGCCGUACAUUUACACCCUGUCCAACAUGGUCAUAAACAUACUGAAACUGUGAAAACUGGCAUGCUGGGCAUCGAAGACAAGCACAGGAAAGCUCCGCUAGUGCGCUACAGUGCAAUGUCAGGUGUGGAGUUCAGCCACAAGGCUCCAGUUACAGAUGUCCACUGGCUGCCUCAGACAUUUGAGGUAAAUGCUCAGGGCAUUCCAGUGGAGAACCAAAGCAAUAUUUCCGUUCAAUUUAUCACCUGCUCCCCUGACAGUUCUUUAAAGUUCUGGGAUAUCCGAGUGCAAAAACUAGGGCGCCAGACUGCAGCAGAAAAGAAGCAGGAUGCAUCAGAGUCUCAGAUGGCUAGUUACAGUGUCGACAACCCUUUCAAACACUUGGAGCGGACUUGGAAACCCUUUAUCACGGUUCCGUUGGUAAACAUGGAGCGGAAUGGCGAUUAUGCCCCAAUAAGAUUCAGCCUUUACCCCUUCGCCAAUAACAACACCACCACCACAAUCUCAGAAAGUGGUGGUGAAGCCUCAGCACUAACUCCAGACUACAGCCAGCUCCAAAUAAACUCUGGCAAAGCACAAACACCCGUGCCAGACAUAAAUACCAAGGUUUAUAUUGGAACACAGGAUGGGGAGGUAGUUUAUUCUGAGUGGAAAAUGGAGAAAAACGAUCUUGAUCAAUUACUUAGUCCAAAGCCUCUUCAUUUGUUCAGAAUCCACCCCUGCUUGGUCAAUACAAUAGAGCGCUCACCUUUUUAUAAAGACAUUGUCUUGACUGGAACUUCACUUUUUGGAACUAGCAAUAUUGCCAUUUGGAAAGAAGGAGUGUUGGACGGCCCUAUUUUUCUGUUCCCGAGCUUGGAAGGGUUAGCUACUUCGGCUUGCUGGUCUUUAACCCGGCCCGGAGUUUUCUUUGUCAGUAAAGGAGAUGGAAAGAUUGAGGUGUGGAACAUUCUGGAAAAGACAGAAGAAGCUGUGCAUGUGCAAGAACAUAUGUCCAAUGGGAAAAUAACCUGCAUCAAACCAUGGACUGUCACUUCCAAGCAGCACUUCCUGGCUGUGGCUGACGAUCUUGGAAUAGUCCGUAUAUUUCAAAUCCCACCGGUGUUCUACAUUGCUUCCAGGAAUGAGAAGGUGAAUGUUGGAAAAUGCAUUGAUAUACAGAUACAGCGGCUAAAUGAUCUCUUGAAGAGAAAAGAACUCUGGGAAAGCCAAGCGCCGGCAACAGAGGAGCAAAAGAAGACGGAGAGUGAGAAGCCUACGACCCCCACAGAAGAACAGGAUGAAAUGAAGGAAUAUAAUAAUUUUUUGUUGAUUGAAGAAAACAUCCUUAAAGGCAUGGGACUGACACCAUAA
Molecule: messenger RNA, 2517 nt
Organism: Nerophis lumbriciformis (worm pipefish)
Lineage: Eukaryota; Metazoa; Chordata; Actinopteri; Syngnathiformes; Syngnathidae
Source: RefSeq, a predicted model, not a curated record